UGUUUACCAAGACUGAAACACAGUUGAAGUGAACGGUGACGUUUUUAGGAUUGUGUUUAGUAUCCGUGCGAUCCUUCCGGGACACUCCGGCUCUCAAAACAAACAUGCAACCCAACGCACGCCUCCUUAGGUUGAGUUGCUAGAAAGUGCUUGCUCAUCACUGGCAGGGGAGCCACCGUAGCUAGUGAGACAGCGAGCGAUGGAGGCAGGAGGUCGGUCUUCGUGGAUGAAAUAUGGGCCUGUUGUGUCCCUGUUUGUGGUUAUUUUGGCCUUCUGGUUCCGGUCACCACAGAAUGCAGUACUGGACGACAGGCUGGACACUGUCCUGUCCUCUCUUUUACGGGCUGAAGGCAAAGUCUGGGUGAAUGACGUCGCCAGACCGAAAGUGGCUGUUGGUUUUGGAGGUUGUGUUGACCUGAUAGUGGACGGGGUAUCGUUGCUUAAUAAGAUUGGCCUCCCUCCCACAGACCAGCCUCUACAUCAUGACUACAUAGAAAAUGAAGUGCAGCUGGCUCAGAGCUUCGCCUACUUCUUUGCACCAGGAGCUGCUGCAGAGCGUUUUAUGCUAAAUGAUACCCUAUUCAGCGAGCUGGUUGAAGCAUCCCGUGACUUACCUGGGAACAGAUGGGCAGUAGGCGGCAAUGCCCCGGUGAUGGCUGGUCGCAUGGCAACUGAGGGAUGUGAUUUAUUGCUAGGGGGAAGUUUCAGCCCCGAUUUUAUUGAUGUCCUGUCCCAGCACAUAACGGUGGCAGGUAACAUAGUCGAAGAGCCAGACAUUCAUCUGAUCCUGGAGUAUCCAUCUGGUGCUAGCUGGGGUAACUAUACCUCACGGAGAGCCAACAGAUAUAUCGUCCACAGCGAUGACCAUAACCCCUACCUGGACUCCAUGGCGGAGUUUGCUAAGAAACUCAAUGACUUUGACCCAGACCUUCUAGUAGUGGGUGGACUGCAAAUGAUGGAUAACUUCCCCUUCCGGUCAGGUGAGCGGGACGCUCUCCUGUCCCGCCUGGCCGACCUCCUGUCCUCCUCGUCUCCACAGAUUGGAGUCCAUUUUGAGAUGGCCAGUUUUGUAGAAGAGAGUAUAAUGGAAGACCUUCUCUACUAUGUCAUUCCCUAUGCGGACUCUUUAGGGAUGAAUGAACAGGAGCUUCCCAACCUGCUCAGUCUGCUUAAAGGCUCCAACAUCACAGUGUUGUCAGACCCAAACCCUCGUGUAGCUACUGUCCUCGACCAAAUGAGGGAGGUCUAUCGCAUCAUAAACCAGCGCUCCAAAGAUGUAAGUGCAGAAAGUGACACAAACGGUGCCAAAGCUAAGCCGCUGACUCGACUCCACGUCCACACGCUGGCCUUUCAGGCCAUGAUUGUGACACGCGGCUCCCAGUGGAAGAACACCAUGUCCGCCACCGCCAAGGCCUCUCUCACAGCAAACCGCCAUGUCUGCGGCUCUAACGACAUUGACCCCAGCAAGGCGAGGCUCAUCAUGGACGACUCUUUCUCCGUUAGCCGGCGGGAGGGCAGCCAGCGUAUCCCUCUUCAGGAGACGCGACCAGUCAGCUGCUGGGAUGAGGAGGACUAUGAGAUCUGCGUAGCACCGGUGCUGGUGUGCACUGAGGUGUACCAAACUGCAGGCGGAGGGGACAACAUCUCAGCCGCUGGCCUGGUGCUGCAGAUCUAGUAGAAGGACACUAUAUGGUCUAUCUGUGUGUGCUAACUGCAUGUUGGCAAACAAUGUGACUCUAGAAACGUGAUCUAGGUGUGAUGCAAACUAGCCGGCAAACAUGGGUACGGAUUGGGAAAUGUAUCAGGAUAAUGCUGUCCAAUAAGGAAAACCAAUUAUCAUUCAUAGUGGACAGGUGAUGGGAUACAGUAGUUAAUAAUCAGGUUAGAUUACCAGAUUUUAAAAAUAUGGGCUCAGGUUUUAAUUUUUGAGGGGGAUGCAGUUAAAACCUGCUCAACUGAAAGAUAAAAGUUUUAUAAAUUGAGUAAAGUCAAUCCCCGAGUCAUUGAUGCCCGUCAUCUGACUCCUGACCUACUCUACUUCUCCAAGGCCUGAUAAGACUUGGGCCUUCAGCCAGGAUUAGAUAAAGAGAGAUGAAGUUUUGUUGUAGCUGACAAAGCUGGCAGAUAAAUUAUCUUUAAACCUAUAACUCCACUAUGCAGCAACCUGCACCAUAGUUGUGUAAAUGCUGAAAUAACUGAGUCUUCUGUUUCUUGGGAGCAAGUUUAUCAGGUUUAUAAAAACUACAGUUCCAUUAAGUAAAUGGUGCUUGCCUACCCCUGCCUUGCAGCAUAUGCUUUAUGAGAAGGCUAUAUCCUGCCUCUUCUCUCUCCUAUCUCAUUCUCAAAGGUAAAGAAAGAUUUAUAGUACAAAGCUAGUGAGGUUAUUGCCUCCUGUUCUUCCUGAUAUAUGUGAAAAAUGUGCAUAUUGGUUUGGGUGUGAUGAUUUUCAUUCUUCUGUGUCUGUUGCAGUGCAAUAACGCAAAAUCAAUGUUAAGAGACCACUGUUGGUAGCUGCAUAUGAUGUCAAAACCUUCUCUCUACCUCCAUGCUAUUUAUGUUCCUUCCUCUUUCCUAUUACUUUUUCUGUCACUUUUUAAAAAACUUUUUUAUUAUGUCAUAUCUCUUAUUAUUAAGGACCAAAAUCACCAGUGUGUACUGCCUAUGAUAACGUUGCUGCGAAGGAGAAGUAAUUGGCCGCCAGUUCUCAUGAUAUGGCUGCGUACAGUGGAACACAAUCCCAUCUCUAGUUUCAGGUUAUCAUUUUUGUUUUUAAACCGUGAACCCCCUAUAUCUAUGGAAUAUUGGAACACACAUAAGAUAUUUUAGUCUUCAUCUUACUUGUAGUAGGAUUAGAAGCUGAAUAGCUCUCCCCUAAUGAGAUCAUCUUUAAGAGAAAAUGGGGCCCUGCCUCUAAUUGGCCGCACAACUCCCAUUUCACUUUUUUCAGGGUUGAAAUCGCUUUUUUCUGCACUGGAUGCGACUGGAUGUGAAUGGGAGUUGAGCCUUUUUUCUUUCGAUGUACUAAUCAAACAUUCCACCACAGGCCCAGCUUGUUAUUUUUUAUACAACAUGCAAGCCAUGUUUAAACUUCAACAUGCAAGUAGAUUAUUUUUUUUCUUGAUUAAACAAUUAAAUUAGUUUCUUAAAGAAUGCUUUUCAAAUUCAUUUUCAGCAAGGAACGCAUUUAUUUAUUUUACAAUGCAACAAGUAUGAGCUAAAGAAAUCCCUUUAAAUCUUUCCUCUUUGUGUUAAGACUGUAUUGAUUUGAUGCUGUUGUUUUGAUCAUCAUUGAUUAUAAUGAUGGUAAAUGAGCCUUAUUCUGUCAUGACAAUGGGGGGUUAAGUCGAAAAGGGAUUUUGAAUACAGACCUUUCGAUUUUAUAGGCGUAUGUAUUAUUUUCUGAUUUCUUUGUCUUACACGGUAAGUUGAAGAUGAGUAACGGGUCAUGUUUUUACUGUGAAAUGAAACCAUUCUGAAAGCAGAACCUCAGCAUGCUUUCAUGUUCGGAUAGAGAAGUGCUUGUUUGCUACCAUAUCAUAUGCUUAUCUAAGCUUUAGAUAAGAUUCAUGUCACUUAUGUUCUAAAGCUGUGUUAAGUGUUUUGUGCAUGUUAAAUAUUCAAUUCAGAAUCGCCCAAGAUAAAAUGCUAUGCUGAUAAAGCUG
This is a messenger RNA of Etheostoma cragini (Arkansas darter), 3662 nucleotides long. It is a transcript of the gene adpgk2, whose product is annotated as ADP-dependent glucokinase 2. Gene Ontology annotation, molecular function: ADP-specific glucokinase activity. Gene Ontology annotation, cellular component: endoplasmic reticulum. Lineage: Eukaryota; Metazoa; Chordata; Actinopteri; Perciformes; Percidae. Gene Ontology annotation, biological process: glucose metabolic process. Bases 200 to 1675 code for a protein of 491 amino acids. The transcript has 7 exons. The record is from RefSeq and is a predicted model, not a curated record.